GGCCCGGGAGACAUCGAACGCGGGGUGAGCCAUUUCGAUUUGGGCAUACGAAUCUGCUGCUGAGAAACUUAUUUUCGAAAGAUUUCGAAUGAUGUCCCAGCCAGGCUGGAAGAAGACAAGGAGAAGGCGACUGUCAUCUCUGGUGAUACUUCCUUUAGAAUAUGCCACCUUGAAUUUUCUUCAAGGAGAUGAGGAUGACUCACUAUCAAAAACGCCGGUGUCUUCGGGACUGCAGAGCCUCUGGGAUAAGCUUUUCUCAGCUGAUAGCUCCAAACAACAGUUGGCCUGCUUGAAAGAGAUAAACAAGUAUGUUCUCCAAGAUGACACAGCUCUGAGCGAAGGCGAGCGAGACGCCCUUCAAAAGGCACUGGCAUGGCUCCUGCUCAACCCCGACUCCUCGCAACAAGUGCGCAGUGUCAUCAUCAAGAUCCAGGCGUCUCUGGGCGACCAUUGUCCGCCUCUGGAGGCCGGGCUGCGCGCUCAGCUGGCGGCGCCGGCGCCCGCCACGCCGGCCACCCUGCAGCUGCUGGAGUUCCUCUCCGACCACCCGCUCGGCCGCCGCCUGCUGCUGGACAGCCUGCCGCAGCUGAUGCUGUUCUUCAAGGAGGAGCUCGGCUUCCACUGCCAGACCAUGUGCGCCAUGGUGUCUCCGGUGGAGCUGGCUGCGGCCGCCGGUCCCGGGCAGCGGGCCGUCCGACUGCUGAUGGUCACCCUUCAGGUUCUACAGCCACUGUCGCCCGAGUACGAUCUGGAGACGGUGCGGGCGGCGCGCGACUCACUGGAGCGGCUCCUCACACUGCCGGCGCUGCCCUGGGACCUGCGAGGGAACUGCGGCAUGGCCUACGUACUGCUCUGUCUGAUCGGAGGCGACAGAGACCUACACGCCACGGUGUUGAACGCGGCGUUUCCGUCUGCGGAGCUGUGCGGCUCGGACGCUGGUCCGGUGCCGCUGGCCGACUGGCCGCUGGCUGCCCAGCUGGCCCUGCUGGCCGGCUGCGUGCACGCGCUGCCCUCUGACCAGCUGCUGCUGCCGGCUGGCGGCGGCGGGGCGCUGCUCAGCCUGCUGCUCGGCUGGCUCCUGCACACCGGCAUGAGUGUCUCGGACACGGCCACCCUACUCGGUUUCUCCCGCGGCGUGCUCUCCGCCCUGGGCCGCAUCACCGAGGCGUGUCGCGGCGCGCUGGCCUCCCCCGGCCCACCGGACCCCUCGGCACCCCUCCCGGGACCGUCCUCGGCCUCUGCCGAGCUCUCCUCAGCCGUGGGCGACUCUCCGUCCGGCACGGACGCGUCGCCCACCUUCCCGGACCUGACACCGGACGGUCCGGCCGACCCGCCGGACGGUCCGGCCGGCUCGCCCGCCUCGCUGGCCUCGCUGCUGCCCGAGGUGCUGGUCGAGGACCUGCUGCAGUUUGUGUGGCGACUGAUGGCCGAUGACGCCCAGUCGGUGCGGAGUGUGGCGGGAGAUAUGCUCUCUGCGCUGGUGGCGCUGUUUGCAGGCUUCCCGGACGGUCCGUUUCUGCGUGAGCUGACCACCAGUGUGCUGGCACUACCGCUGCACCUGCGCCGCCGGUGCCGCGCGCUCCGCUGCCUGCUGCCGGCGCUGGGCGUCACCCGACUGCUGGCCGCCUGUCCGGCGCUGCCCAGACAGCUGGUGGGCGUCAUCGGCGACCCGGCCGUCAGCACGCACGCGGUGGAGCUGUACUGCGUGCUGCUCUCGGAGCACCGGCGCGCCGCCGACCCCGACACCUGGCUCUCGGUGUGGGUGGAGCCGCUGUUCGAGUCGGACGCCGUGCCGCCGCCGGCGCUGGCCCAGAUCACCGGACGGAUCGCCCAGCUGGCGCCCGGCUCGGCGGCCUACGUGACCCAGCGGGUGGCCUGCCGGCGCCGGCUGCCGCGCCACCUGUGGCUGGUACUGCUCACCGCUGUGCAGGCCGCGCACAGACAGGGAGCGGCGGGCGAGAACUGGAGGGACGCGCUGCCGGUCGCCCGGCUCCGAGAGGCGCUCCAGCACAGAGAUGAUCAGGUGCGGAUCGCAGCCCUCACCGUACUCGCCGACAGCAAGAAGACCUCCGAGCUGUUCGAGCCCGUUGAGCUGCGGCUCAUCGUGCGCUUCGUGGCCGCUAAUCUGGCCAAUCAGACGCCGGCGUUUCGCCAGCAGCUGCUAGCGCUCAUGAAAAAGAUUCUGGUGCGUCUCUCUGACGGCACGGCGGCACUGCUGAGGCAGGUUGGCGGCGCCGAACGGCGAGCCUCCAUCGGGGCCGCCUCGCCCGCCCCCGCCCCCGCCCCCGCCCCCGCCCCCGCCGCCGAGCCUUCAGAGGGCCCCACCGCGCCCCCCGCCACCGCCGCGUCGCCCUCUUCACCGACUGCCGGCGGGCCGGCGGCGGCUCCCACUGAACUACCGGCCCUGGAGCGGCUGCAGCACUACCAGUCGUGCCUGCGGCGGCUCUUCAAACUGCCCUUCACCGGCCUGUUCCCCGGAGCCAACUUUCCGCGGCGCACGACCUGUCUGCAUCUACUGACCCUGGUGGAUGAGCUGUUCGGCGGACAUGACAGACCGGUGAUGACCACCGCCGGCUGGUGGGGUCCCGACCAGAUGUUCGCCCUCCUCUACUGCCUCACCGACUGCUACGAGAACAACAAGGAGCUGGCGCUGCAGCUGCUCUGCUCUCACGACCUCACCGUGCUGAACCUUCAGCCAGAGGACCUGGACGGCCUGCUCAGCUCGGCCCUCUCUCUGGCCAGUAGUGCUCGGCCACCAGACUCCCAGACCGCCGCCUACCUGCUGAGGGCGUUCGUACGUCUGCCGGGGGCAGCCGACGCCCUGAGGCGGAAACUGGCCGAGCAGCAGAGGGAGUCGCCGCGGAGAGACUCACAAAGUGAUGCCAUCAUCUGCCCGGAGCGAUCAAAUUCGAUCAGCUCGACUGAUGAGAAGGAAGUCACCAACCCUGCUAACACCACUCCGGCGAGCACCGAUGUUGGCGAAACUCCAGCUUCGAACAGCGAGACGGUGGCGCCUGCCGAGACUGAAGCGCCUAUCGAGCCUGUAGCGUCUGACGCAGAUGUUCGGUCAGACAGCGAACCACGAGACACACCCAGCUCUGGAGAAGCGGGCGCUGACGAGCCGGCCCGGCUGCUGCUGCGGCUGCUGCUGAGCCGACUGGAGUCGGAGCUGGCGCUGGCAGAGUCAGCGCUGACUGCGGCGGCAGCCACGGCGCCCAUGCAUGGCCUGCUGCUGUGUGUCAGACUGCUGUUGACGGCGGAACAGGGGGCCGGCGCCAACGGAACGUCUGUACCGAGCUGGCGCGGUCUUGGCGGCCGGCUGGUGUCGCUCUGCCGGCGCGCCUCGGCCGUCGUCCUUCCCGUCGUCAGCAGCUCCUCCCCCGAGGGACACCUGCCCAUGGACCUGCAGUCGGAGGUCGUACUGAAGGUGGACGCGGCACUGAGUCGCGCGCUGGCCCCCGCACCAGUGCCCGCCGAGCCGGGCAAGACGCGUGCCGUUACCUCGCAGAUGUUACUCGUCUGCUGCUGGCGAACAAUGAAGGAGCUGUGUCUACUUCUGGGCGACGUUGGCCAGCGUAUGCCGGUCUCCGCGCCGGGCACCGGCCCCCCAACGGCCGGCGGUCAGCUGACACCCCAGCAGCUGCUGGCCAUUGGUCGGCACUUUAUGUCGCUGCUAGCUGAGACCAAACACCGCGGGGCCUUCGAGCAGGCGCACGUCGGCUUCAGUCGGGUGUGUGCCACUCUCUGGAGGUCGCCGCUGCCGGAACUGAAUCAAAUGCCUGCCCGCUGGCUGGACGAGGUCAUUGCUGACAUCCGAGGGGAGGGGCGACAGACGCUCUGCUCCACGCGGCGCAGCGCCGGACUACCCUUCCUCAUGCAGGCGCUGCUGACCUCAGAGCCAUCUGUGAUCGGCUCGGCAUACUUCAGCCGCGCCAUGGUGUCUCUGCUGUCGGCGGCUGAGGCCGGCGGGAAGACGGCGGUACACGCCAUGAACGUGCUGCGCGCUCUGUUCCGAGACGCCCGUCUCGGUGACAGCGUGGGCGUGCACGUGACGGCCGGAAUCAAGGCGGCCAUCACCGGCUUUAAAGCUCCCACGUCGUCGGAGCGGAACUCUGCCUCCCUGCUGUUCUCGGCGCUGGUGACGCGCGUGUUCGGCGUACAGCGCAGUCGCGACACGCUGGCCAAGAAGAACUGUAUGACGGGCCGGCUGUUCUUCCUGCGCCACCCGGAGCUGUACACCUUCCUGCUGGAGGAGAUGGCGCGGGCGCGCGAGCCGUUCCCCGUGCUGCUGCUGCUGGCCCGGCUGUACCCGUCACCGGUGGAAGGCGCCGACUCACAGUACCCGCUGCGCGCGUUCCUGCCCUCCCUGGAGCGGGCGGCUGCCUCACCGGUACUGCAGGCGCGAAAACUGGCGGCACGUGCCAUCUGCUCGCUGGUGCCCUACUCGGGAUACCCGGAGGCCACGCUGGCUCUCCUGGACAGUAUUGAACGAGACGGCACACAGCGGCAGAACCAGCUGCAUGGGAGGCUGCUGCAGGUCCAACACAUGCUGCGCCACUGCGUCCUGGAAACAUCCAUGUACACGGCACCGGACCUGCUGCGCUGGCGGCCGGUGGCCGACCGCGCGCUCCUGCUGGCCAGUCUGUUCGGACCCCAGAACCCGUGCGCCGUCACUGCCGCGGCCGCUGCUGACGCACUGGCCGCCGCCGUCAGACUAGGAACUCUACUCUCAGCUCCGCCGCCACCGCCGGCAGUGGUUGCCGCUGCCAGCGAGCUACUAACGCGUCCAUCAGCGGGGCUGUAUGGCACGGAGACCGCCCGCGUGGCGGCCGUGGGUCUCCUCUGGACGCUGGGUGCCGAACGGGGUGUAGACGUAGCCCGGCUGGACGGAUACGACGCUCUACAACGUCACCUACAGCUACUGAAGGAGAAACUGGUCCUGGAGGCAGGUGGAGGCGAGCCGACCACCCCGCCUAGCAGGCUGAGCCCAGUGACUCGGCCGGCGCCCGUACCGGACCUAGGCGUGCAGCCGGAGCGGCCCCCACAGCCGGAGGAGACUGCUGGAUCGAGCGGAGCCGGGGAGGACGAGUGGCUAGAGGAGACGGCGGCAGCGCUCCUCCGGCGGCUGGCGGACACAUCGCGUCCCCUUCCGGCUCCCUGUCUGCAGACAGUGCUGGGAGUGCUGACGAGGAUGAACGGAGCCGCCGCAGUCUGGGAUAGCACAGUUCUACAGGUGGUACGACGACUGGCUGUAGUCACUGCCGCGACAGACGCCGAGCAGAAGCCGAAGAAGGAUGAUCCGGAUGCAAAAAUUGAGAAGGAAGUUGUGUUGGAGAAGGAUAGAGUUACGGUAACAGUGGAGAAGACGGUAACUGAGGCUGUGACGGCUGAGCUUAACAACACUCAGGUGACUACGAACGCUCAGGGAACCGUAUCAAACGAAUCAUCAGCAGCGAAGGACACAGAUCUGGGUCCGCCCACUCCCGAGGUCUCCGCACUAUGCCGCGCGGCUGCGUCUCACGAGCACGUGCGGGCCGACCUGGUGCGUCUGGCGGCCGGUGUGUUGGACCGCCUCAGUCCGCAGAUACUGGACGAGAGUGUGGUGCCGGCUGGUUCGGCGGUGCUGGACGACUGGUGCCGACUGGUGCAGCGCUGCUGCUCCGUGGAUGGCACCGUGACGCUGCGACAGGCCGCCUGCCACGCCACCGCCUCGGCGCUGCUCUGGCCCACCAGGCAACUGUCGGUGGGCCAGGAGAUGACCCUCUGGCGCUGUCUGAUGACGCUUCUCGCUGAUGACGAGGCCGACGUGCGGGACGCCGCUGCCGAGGUGGUAGACGCUCUGGAUACAGACGAGGAGUGGCACGUCGCUCACGACCAGGAUAGCUGGGAGGAGGAGAUCGACAGCGUCCUGCACCGCGCGGUGGCCGUAUUCUGCGCGAGGAUGGCGCCACGGGACCUGAAGCUCACCGUGCUCACCCUGCUACACUGGAUCUUCACGGACGACGAUGGUGGACAGCUGGGUCGGGCGCAGGAGGACGAAGAGCGCGUGUUCGACAAGGGCGAGAUGAACAUUUUCUCCGAGGACGUUCUACUGGCGCGCGCGGCCACCGGCGCGCUGCUCUCGCUGGUUCCGGAGCUGCCCGAGCAGCCGCUGCUGCUGUCUGUGCGGCAGCUGGAGCCGCUGCCGCUGGUCAGACAGCUGCCGGCAGACUACCAGCUGGAGCUGUCUGACCUGCUGCGCCAGGCGGCGCGCCAGGCGGAGUCGGCGCUGCGCCGUCUGUCGCCCGGGCCGCAGGGCGUCGCCCAGCGCGGCCGUGCGCUGCUCUGUCUGCGAGCGUUCCGCCGACUCCGGCUUACCGCCGGUCUGCGAGAGUUCUACAUGGAGCCCGAGGUGGACGAACUGUGGCAGAAGAGUGUGGUGCUCGCCCAGAGCGAGCUCUGCUUCCGUCCGCUGUGGAGGGAGGUGCUCGACUCCUGAUGGACCCAGAGCACCGGCCGGCGAGCAGCUCACACGGUACCGUCCUGCGGGGUGGGUGGCUGUCUGCCGCAGUGAGCCGCGUGCAGAUGCUACUGGCGUAGUUUCAACACCGGCUAGCCGCUUUUGUCACAUCUCGUCUGAUUAUAGCCAGAGUGAGAAGAUCUUAUGCCGCGGAGUGCGCUGGACUGAUAGGAUAGUGCAGGGCGUGUGGCCUUUGCUGUGGAGGAUGCCAGGCUGUAGUUGCCCGAUUUGCAAUGUCAUGGUGGCUUUACACGGUGGGUUUGCGCACUCUGCUAUAUGCUUGCCAGCUACAAGUGAGAAACUAGGUCCACGUCUUUCGAAUUCAUCUGUUAUUUGUUAAAUAGUAACAUCCGACGUUACCCUGGGAGUAAACAUGAUAUUUUAUUUUUUUAGAACAAAACCAACUGCGCAGCUUCUG
This is a messenger RNA of Amphibalanus amphitrite, 6917 nucleotides long. RefSeq lists its product as uncharacterized. The record is from RefSeq and is a predicted model, not a curated record. Gene Ontology annotation, cellular component: cytosol. Gene Ontology annotation, biological process: tRNA methylation. NCBI's taxonomy places the organism in Eukaryota, Metazoa, Arthropoda, Thecostraca, Balanomorpha, Balanidae. The transcript is spliced from 25 exons. Bases 89 to 6478 code for a protein of 2129 amino acids.